GAUUAGAGGUGGAGAGAACAUUUGCGUUAUAACUCUUUCGGGUUGGGAGAAAAUCGUACAGGCAUUUUUAUUGAGCACUAACGUUCAAACUCAAGCCCAGACGAGUGCCUUUAUUUAACAAAAGGUGACGCAGUUGCGAGUGGGAAUCAGGCGACCCAAGGGCAGCCCCGCCGUGCGGGAGGCCCCCGGCCCGCUUCCUCCUGUGAAGACGUAGCUGCGGGUGGCUGUGGUGGCGGUGACCAAGAUGUCGACCAAGAAUUUCCGAGUCAGUGACGGCGACUGGAUUUGCCCUGACAAAAAGUGUGGAAAUGUAAACUUUGCCCGAAGAACUAGCUGUAAUAGAUGUGGUCGAGAGAAGACAACUGAGGCUAAGAUGAUGAAAGCUGGGGGCACUGAAAUAGGAAAGACACUUGCAGAAAAGAGCCGAGGCCUAUUCAGUGCUAAUGACUGGCAGUGUAAAACUUGCAGCAAUGUAAAUUGGGCAAGAAGGUCAGAGUGUAACAUGUGUAAUACUCCGAAGUAUGCAAAGUUAGAAGAACGAACAGGAUAUGGUGGUGGUUUUAAUGAAAGAGAAAAUGUUGAAUAUAUAGAAAGAGAAGAAUCUGAUGGUGAAUAUGAUGAGUUUGGGCGUAAAAAGAAAAAAUACAGAGGGAAGGCAGUUGGUCCUGCAUCUAUUUUAAAGGAAGUUGAAGACAAAGAAUCUGAGGGUGAAGAAGAGGAUGAGGAUGAAGAUCUCUCUAAAUAUAAAUUAGAUGAGGAUGAGGAUGAAGAUGAUGCUGAUCUCUCAAAAUAUAAUCUUGAUGCCAGUGAAGAGGAAGAUAGUAGUAAAAAGAAAUCUAAUAGACGAAGUCGUUCAAAAUCUCGAUCUUCACAUUCACGAUCUUCAUCACGCUCAUCCUCCCCCUCAAGUUCAAGGUCUAGGUCCAGGUCCCGUUCAAGAAGUUCAUCCAGUUCACAGUCAAGGUCUCGUUCCAGUUCCAGAGAACGUUCGAGAUCUCGUGGGUCGAAAUCAAGAUCCAGCUCCAGGUCCACAGGGGCUCUUCUUCCCCACGAAAAAGAUCUUAUUCAAGUUCAUCAUCUUCUCCUGAGAGGAACAGAAAGCGAAGUCGUUCUAGAUCUUCUUCAUCUGGUGAUCGCAAAAAAAGACGAACAAGAUCACGGUCACCCGAAAGGCACCACAGGUCAUCUUCUGGAUCAUCCUAUUCUGGUUCCCGUUCGAGUUUGAAAAAGAAAUAAUGUAUUAAAAUUUACAUUUAAAAAACAAAAUACCAGUACAGUGCAUGAAACAUAUAUUUUAAGAAGUUGGUGUCUUACUUGGUCAGAAGUGCUGAAUCUGCUAGUAGAGGUGCAUGCCCUUCAUUGCUUUUCAAAAUAAUGCAACUGUGGGUUGUUUUUUGUUGUUUUCUUUCUUUUUUCCUUUUUCUCUUUUUUCUUUUCUUUCUUUCUUUUUUUUUUUUUUUUUGUGAAAUUAAAGAUAGUAUUUUAAGCCACAAUGUUCCAGAAUUGAUACUCUUGUUCAUUACUUCAGCCAUUCAUUUCAUUUACAACCAUCUCAGCUGAACUUCUGAUAUUAGACGAGACUGGUAAACCAUUGUUGAAAAUGGUUUUCCAUUAUUGGAAAUAGUCUAUGUCAACCUAUGUUUUAAAACAAAAUUAUCAGGAAAGGUUUAAACUGGUUGCAUAACAACCACUGGAAACUUAAAUCUGAAAUUCCCUAUACUAAGGCAUUGUCUUCUUUUAUCAUUUUCACUUUUUAUACCACUAUACGUAGUACAGAAAAGUCUUGUGAAUUGUAGAAAGAGAAAAUAUUGCUAGUUUCUCCCAUUUGACAUGUUUUUGAGCAAGAAUGUCUUAAAAGAGUUUACCUCUUAUACCACUGUGGUUACCUGAUGAAGUGAAAAUUCUUAUUUUGAAAUAUUUGAUAGAUUACAAAGAUUUUGUGUGAUAGUUUUUAAAAAUCCAUUUACCACGUAGGAUGGCAUGGACAAAUCUCAGUUAUAAUGAGGAACAAAGUGAGAAGCUUCUGAUUAUAAAAGAAAAAGAUCAAAACAGGCAUUGUGUAAUUUAUAUGAACAUUUGUUUUUUUAACACAAGACAUAAGUAUAAAUACUGUUCCUUUCACUUUAAAUUACUUAUGGCUUAAAAUACUUUCAGAAUUUUAUUCCCUAAAAUUAAAAUUUGUUCACUUAAGCUCCACUUUUGUCUCUGGUUUAAAAAUAAAAGAUUUCUCUUAACAGUGUCUUCAGUAACAAUGCAAGGUAAGUAUAUUAAGGGAAAUCUACAGUUGUGCUUGGGGACUCUUGUAAUUAGAAUCAGUACCCACUGAACCUUGUUUCUACUUUUUUCAUUUCAAAGUAGUAGACUGAACAAAAUAUUGUUUGCAUUUUUAAAUAAUUUUUUCUUCAACUGAUCUAAAGAUGAAAGGAAAAUAUCUUAUGUAGAAAUAUUUUGAUAAUAUUUUUACAAUGAACUUCCCUUUGGUUGCUUUUAAUUGUCUUAAUUACUAUUAUUUUCUUUGCUACGUUUACUGUACGUUGCACAAGAACUUUUACUGUCUUGUAAUUGUGCCUCAGACUUCUUGAAAGUCUGUCUACCUUCUAAAUUGCCCAGAUGAUAAAGACUCUACAUGUUACUGUUGGUUGAUUCUUGUGCUUUCUGCAUUUAAAACUUCGGCUGUACUUGAAAAAAAAAAUGCAAGGCUAUAAAUUUAGCUAUAGUUAAGAUUUAGAUUAUUAUGAUUUCAAUUGGUUUGACUAAACUGUACUAGUUCAUUUCAUAAGGAAGUGAUACUGUAGACAAAUGUAAAUAAAGCCUGUAAGCCAAGUGGUGUUUGUUAGAAAUAAAUUAGAAUUUCUAAA
Erinaceus europaeus (western European hedgehog) is the source of this 2858-nucleotide messenger RNA. RefSeq names its product zinc finger RANBP2-type containing 2 (gene ZRANB2). Gene Ontology annotation, biological process: RNA processing. Lineage: Eukaryota; Metazoa; Chordata; Mammalia; Eulipotyphla; Erinaceidae. The record is from RefSeq and is a predicted model, not a curated record. Gene Ontology annotation, molecular function: RNA binding; lipopolysaccharide binding.